Molecule: messenger RNA, 312 nt
Organism: Acanthoscelides obtectus
Lineage: Eukaryota; Metazoa; Arthropoda; Insecta; Coleoptera; Chrysomelidae
Source: the annotation of a GenBank genome assembly
UUGUAGGUUAGUUUUUCUCCGAAUAACCAGCCAAGACUCCAGAAGUUUUCAAAUAAGGGAAAAAUGGCGUCCCGAGCACAAAAAAUCUUAAAUCUAGUGAGAGAACAAGAAAAAACUAAAUCAGCUCUCGAAGAACUUGAUAAUACAGUACAAACUGAUUCCCAAACAGUUGUACCAGCAGUACCAAGCACCUUACCAGAAAGAGAUGAUGAACAAAUGUUUGUGGUUUAGAGGAUAAAGACUUAGAUCUUCGCCAUCGUGAUCAAGAUCAGCCAACCGCUGGAAGUCAUGGCAAUUUUAGUAGCAGUAGUA